Molecule: messenger RNA, 1146 nt
Organism: Cyphellophora attinorum
Lineage: Eukaryota; Fungi; Ascomycota; Eurotiomycetes; Chaetothyriales; Cyphellophoraceae
Product: putative mannosyltransferase KTR4
Exons: 4
Coding region: 1-1146 (381 amino acids)
Biological process (GO): protein N-linked glycosylation; protein O-linked glycosylation; cell wall mannoprotein biosynthetic process
Cellular component (GO): Golgi apparatus; membrane
Molecular function (GO): alpha-1,2-mannosyltransferase activity
Source: RefSeq, a predicted model, not a curated record
AUGGCAGUGGCAAGACCGGUGAGGUUCCUAGGGGCUCUAUCAAUUCUUUUGGUAUUCUUCUUGAUCUACCAAUUGACGCGAUCGGUGGCUCCUAUACCACCGCCGCCGUCCCAGAACAAUGGGGACACCAUCGAGAACAUGGAGAGGGAUCCUCUGCUAGACCCAAUAGGAGAACCCCCCGAACCCCUCUGGCGCCACACCGAUCACGACUACUCUCCCAACAACCCCAACUCCCCCCGACUCAAUGCCACCCUUCUCUCCCUCGUCCGCAACAGCGAGCUCCACGAGCUCCUCCCCACCAUGCGCCAACUCGAAGAAACAUGGAACCACAAAUACAACUACCCCUGGUCUUUCUUCAACGACGAGCCCUUCACCGAAGAAUUCAAGACCAAGACCGCCGCCUUGACCAAAGCCAAAGUCUACUACCACGAGAUCCCCAAAGAGCACUGGGACACACCCGCCUGGAUCAACAACGACCUCUACGAAGAGUCCGCAAAGAUUCUCAAGGAGAACAACGUGCAGUACUGGGACGUGCCCUCCUACCACAAGAUGUGUCGCUGGAACAGCGGGCUGUUCUACGAGCAUCCUGCGCUGAAGGACUUUCAGUGGUACUGGCGGGUCGAGCCGAAGGUGCAGUUCUUCUGUGAUGUCGACUAUGAUGUAUUCCACUACAUGCAGGAUCACAACAAGACGUAUGGGUUCAACAUCAACCUCUACGACUCGCCCGAGAGCAUACCUACGCUCUGGCCGGAGACGAUCAAGUUUCUGGCCGCGCACCCGGAGUAUUUGCAUAAGAACAACGCGAUGGCGUGGCUGGUCGAUAAUGAAAGGCGGCCGGAGCACAAUAUGAAGGCGCAUGGGAGUCAGGCGUAUAAGGACUACUUCAACCAUUUGGAUCGAGCGGGUGGGUUCUUCUAUGAAAGGUGGGGUGAUGCGCCGGUGCAUAGUAUCGCGCUGGGGUUGUUUGAGGAUGCGUCGAAGAUUCAUUGGUUCAAGGACAUCGGCUACAACCACGUGCCGUUUUUCAACUGUCCGAACUCGCCCAAGUGCAAGCGUUGCAAGCCAGGCCAGUUCUACGCUGGAGAGUCUUGGCUGCAGAGGGAGGACUGUCGUCCAAACUGGUUCAAGUAUGUUGGCACAGGAUAA